This is a messenger RNA of Lingula anatina, 984 nucleotides long. Its product is annotated as polypeptide N-acetylgalactosaminyltransferase-like. Gene Ontology annotation, molecular function: polypeptide N-acetylgalactosaminyltransferase activity. The record is from RefSeq and is a predicted model, not a curated record. Gene Ontology annotation, cellular component: Golgi apparatus. Gene Ontology annotation, biological process: protein O-linked glycosylation. NCBI's taxonomy places the organism in Eukaryota, Metazoa, Brachiopoda, Lingulata, Lingulida, Lingulidae.
AUGGUGCGCGUGGACGUCACGACGUCAGUGUGGCAGGACGUUGGAAAGUUGGCCAGAGUUUGAUCAGAUGUGUUUUGUCACAGAUGCACGUGUUUGUCCUCCGAAAUGCGUCGGAAUACGAAAAUCCUCCUAGUAUUUGUGAUAAUUUGGCUUAUGGUCAUAGUUUACUUUAAAGUGGUAUUCGACAGAGGCGAGGAAGAAAAUAAAGCCUUGAAAUUGAAAGAAGAGGCAAUUGAAGAAAUCAAAAAGACACGGGGGAAGGAACUGACAAAUGAAGACCCUUCCCUUGACACACGGCUUUCGUGGCAAUAUUUUGAUGAAAAAAAUUAUGUAGAUAAAAAAAAGGUCCAACCUGGACAGGAUGCUUAUGCCAAAAAUAAAUUCAACCAAGUUGCUAGUGAUAAUAUCAAAAGCAAUAGAGAUGUUCCUGACACAAGAAAUUGGCGAUGCAAAGAUGUGAAGGUGCAUGACAAUCUGCCAGCAACGAGUGUGAUUAUUACCUUCCAUAAUGAGGCAAGGUCCACUCUUCUUCGCACCAUUGUCAGUGUGUUGAACAGAAGUCCAGACCAUUUAAUAAAAGAAAUAAUUCUAGUAGAUGACUACAGUGAUGAUGCGUCAGAUGGCCAAGAACUGGCAAAAAUCCAGAAGGUUAAAGUAUUAAGAAAUGAAAGGAGAGAAGGGUUAAUGCGUUCUCGAGUGAAAGGGGCAGACGUCGCCACUGGUCCAGUAUUAACUUUUCUUGAUAGUCAUUGUGAGUGCAAUACAGGUUGGCUGGAGCCUCUGUUACAGAGGAUAGCUGAGGACCGCCAUAAUGUCGUCAGUCCCAUUAUAGAUGUAAUCAAUAUGGAUAACUUCCAGUAUAUUGGGGCUUCUUCGGAGCUUAGAGGAGGUAAGAAAAGGGAAAUGGAAAAAAGUGAGAGACUUUUUGGCUUCGUGUGUAUAUUCCCACUUUUAAUCCUGGAGUCUUAGGUUUUGGAGUGUUUG